AUGUUAAAACAGGGAUAUAGUUCCAGUAUCACGUGUGAUCCCGAGGGAUAUAGGUCCGGUAUCACGUGUGAUCCCGAGGGAUAUAGUUCCAGUAUCACGUGUGAUCCCGAGGGAUAUAGGUCUGGUAUCACGUGUGAUCCCGAGAGAUAUAGCUCCGGUAUCACGUGUGAUCCCGAGGGAUAUAGCUCCGGCAUAGCGUGUGAUCCCGAGGGAUAUAGCUCCGUUAUCACGUGUUAUCCCGAGGGAUAUAGCUCCGGUAUCACGUGUUAUCCCGAGGGAUAUAGCUCCGGUAUCACGUGUUAUCACGAGGGAUAUAGCUCCGGUAUCACGUGUGAUCCCGAGGGAUAUAGCUCCGGUAUCACGUGCGAUUAA
Messenger RNA from Ylistrum balloti, 372 nucleotides. Its product is annotated as protein PBMUCL2-like. The record is from RefSeq and is a predicted model, not a curated record. The transcript has a single exon. NCBI's taxonomy places the organism in Eukaryota, Metazoa, Mollusca, Bivalvia, Pectinida, Pectinidae. The coding region runs from base 1 to 372 and encodes 123 amino acids.